Messenger RNA from Penicillium brevicompactum, 861 nucleotides. RefSeq names its product arginase. Gene Ontology annotation, molecular function: arginase activity; manganese ion binding. NCBI's taxonomy places the organism in Eukaryota, Fungi, Ascomycota, Eurotiomycetes, Eurotiales, Aspergillaceae. The record is from RefSeq and is a predicted model, not a curated record. Gene Ontology annotation, cellular component: nucleus; cytoplasm; cytosol. Bases 1 to 861 code for a protein of 286 amino acids. The transcript has 2 exons.
AUGGCCCUCAUCGAAUCCGGCCUCCUGACCCAACUCAGUGAAGACCUUGACUACGAAGUCCACCACGACAACACUGUCCACUACUACGAAAAGGACAUCCCCACCGAAGACCCCGACUUCCGCGGCAUGAAGAAACCCCGCGCCGUCAGCGCCGUCACCGAGAAACUCAGCACCCAAGUCCACAACUACGCCAAGGAUGGCAAGUUCGUCCUCACCCUCGGCGGCGACCACUCCAUCGCCAUCGGCUCGGUCUCCGGAACCGCCAAGGCAAUCCGCGAGCGUCUCGGGCGCGAAAUGGCCGUUAUCUGGGUUGAUGCGCAUGCGGAUAUCAACACGCCUGAGAGCAGUGAUAGUGGAAAUAUCCACGGGAUGCCGAUGGCGUUCUUGACGAGAUUGGCGAGAGAGGAGCAGCGUGAUGUCUUUGGUUGGAUGAAGGAUGAGCACAUUGUUAACACGCAGAAGCUGGUUUAUAUCGGUCUGCGGGAUGUGGAUCGUGGUGAGAAGAAGAUUCUGCGUGAUAAUGGGAUCAAGGCCUUUAGCAUGCACGAUAUUGACCGUCAUGGUAUUGGCCGCGUGGUGGAAAUGGCUCUCGCUCACAUUGGCAACGAUACCCCGAUUCACUUGUCGUUUGAUGUGGAUGCGCUGGACCCCCAGUGGGCGCCUAGCACGGGGACCCCGGUCCGAGGUGGAUUGACGCUGCGGGAAGGUGACUUCAUCUGUGAAGCGGUGCAUGAGACUGGAAACCUGAUUGCGAUGGACUUGGUGGAGGUGAACCCGAGUCUGGAGGAGAAGGGCGCAUCGGAGACCAUUCGCGCGGGGUGUUCCCUGGUGCGGAGCGCAUUGGGCGACACUCUUCUGUAA